This is a messenger RNA of Didymella exigua CBS 183.55, 1696 nucleotides long. RefSeq lists its product as uncharacterized. The transcript is spliced from 3 exons. Gene Ontology annotation, cellular component: nucleus. Bases 142 to 1488 code for a protein of 448 amino acids. The record is from RefSeq and is a predicted model, not a curated record. Gene Ontology annotation, biological process: poly(A)+ mRNA export from nucleus. NCBI's taxonomy places the organism in Eukaryota, Fungi, Ascomycota, Dothideomycetes, Pleosporales, Didymellaceae.
CGCAACGCAGACAUCAUCGUCAUUGUCUGACGUCUCUCACCUUCAGUAUCGCGGUCGCGGGUCUUCAUAUAUCGAGCUUCAGGACCGCAUACGUGAUCAACACCACAUCAGCUCCAGCGCCCCUAAGAUACACAACCAGCCAUGGAAGACGUCGAGUUUAAUAAAUCGCAUUCCAACUCGCCGCUGCCUGAAGCCGGCAACGACCCAAACGACCCUCUACGCCCCGAGAUCGACGAAGAAAACUCGGCGCCGAAUCCUACUAACGCCACGACGCACCAGGAUAUGGAGGUGACGGCAGAUAAGGAGGAGAUGCCUGAUCAGGAUGACAUCGAAGCAGGCUUGUCAGACAACGAUUCUGCGCUGUCCGAGGCGCUCGAUGAUGGAGACUUCGACGAGCAGUUCGGCGACUUCGAUGCCAGCAACAUCGCUAUUGAGGAGCGCGCAAUAGACGAGGACACAGUCAAGCAAAUCGGUGUGCACAAGAGAAAGCGUGCUGCAGGCGAAGGUGAUGAGCCCAAGAAGAAGAAGAAGCGUGCUGACAAGCCGCGUCGCAAGAAGAACAAGGAUGGCGACGAGGAUGGUGGAGACCAGGGCGAGGGUGGAAGGAAGAGCAGGAGAUCCAAGAAGGAGGGCCGGGUACGAGGUGCUAGCCCAGACGAAGAAGCAGAGGCAAACCUUACGCCCGAAGAGCGUCGAAAGCGCGCACUCGAGCGACAAAUGGACGCCAUCGUGAAGAGCAGUUCGACUCGCCGCCGCAAGAAGGACGGAAUAGAUCUUGAACAGAUGGCCGACCAAGAGAUCGAGGAGAUGCGCCGCCGUAUGGCGCAGGCCGCAGAAGCAGACAAUGAAGGCCGCAAGCGCGGCGAACCAGCCCGACACAAGCUCAAGCUUCUGCCAGAAGUCGUCGCCCUGUUGAACAAGAGCAACCUCAAAGAGUCAAUUGUAGAUCCAGAGUCAAACAUCCUCGAAGCUGUUCGCUUCUUCCUCGAACCCCUCAGCGACGGUAGCCUGCCAGCCUACGAUAUUCAGAAGGAGCUGUUUGCAGCGUUGGCUAAAUUACCCAUCAACAAGGACACUCUCGUUGCAUCUGGUAUUGGCAAGGUCAUCAUGUUCUACAUCAAGAGCAAGCGUCCUGAAUUGACAAUCAAGCGACAAGCUGAGCGCCUCUUCACAGAUUGGACUCGUCCGAUUCUUAGGCGGACAGACGACUACCGCAAGAAGGAGUUCAGACAGGCCGACUUCGAUCCUACACGAAAGGCCGCUACUGGUAAUGCUGCUGCCAACAGCCAAGCUGCUGCUCAAGCUGCUGCAAGGAAGAAGGCCCUUGAGGCUCCAAAGGCAUACCAGCGCGCUCGUAUGGAGACUGGUCGCAUGACAUACGAUAUUGCGCCAACAAACCAUGUUACCUUCAGCGAGAGCAACAACUCCCGACGAGAUAUAGACAUUCUGAAGACAGUGAAGGCCAGGCAGGGUGGUGGCAGGCGCUGAGAGCCUCUGACGGUGUUUGGUUUGAUUGCCAAUUACGUAUUGGAGUUCAUGGUGUUACAGUACGCGCUUGGGUAGGCAUUGUUAGCCAGACUGCAUAUCAUGGAGUUUCGAAGCCGGCUUGCGAGCCAAGAGGCGUUCACAUCCUUUGAAUGAUUAUUGCAUGUACGAGACAUAACCAGAACCAUCACACAUCUUCUCUCGAUGCAAG